CAUACCUAUCAGAGGCUAUCCGAAAUAGCUCUCAGGCGGUGCGGUGCUGGGCUGGAUGUCUCGUCUCUCCUGACUUUCCUGUCCUGUCCCUCUUUCUCAUUUCUCAUUUCUCAUUUCUCAUUUCUCGCUUCUCCUCCUCUCUCGCCUCUAGACUUUCCCUCCUUCCCUUCCCUUCCCUUCCCUUGCCGGGAUCUAGUUCUCUUUCGUGCCUUCCACCAAUUCCUUUCUUCUCUUCCUUCCGUCUCCUCCCCUUCAAUCUCCAAGACCGUCUGUCUGUCUUGUCUCUUCCAGACGAGACGAUUCACUCUCACCAUCCACCAUCCACCAUCCACCAACCACCAACCACCAACUACCACACUCGCUCACGGACGCGUAUAUGCAACGUUAAUAAUCACUCGACCAAGGACUCACACUCGUUUUCACGCCAUCUGAUUGUUUCUUUUUGCAAUAUCGACUCUCGUUCGUACUUAUUAUCAAUCAAGCCUUAAUCAUCAAUCAAGCAUUUCGGAGUUGUCGGACGGCGCCCGUUACUGUACCAGCCAUUGUCUGGGAGAAGGAACGCAAGAGAGACACUUUGACUGUGCUACCAAGGGAUAACUCCCCCGCCGCCCACAUACGUCGCCCGCCAUGGACAGACGCGAUGUUUACUACGAGGAGGAGAUGAAGGAUAUCAGAAGCCCUAAUCAGCCAUACCUCAGCACUCACUACGAUCCACAUGCUAUCAGUACAGAUAAUCUCAUGAUGCCAGAACGGUUAGCUGCGACGCCGAGCCCGCGAGGAAGAAUGAGACCUGGAUAUCCAGGAGCCCACGACUCUAUUGGGUCGGCUUAUGGGUGGCAUCCAGAGUCGAUCCCAGGUACUCCAGCAGAUUCAAGAUGUACUACGCCUACAUUAUCACCAGUAUGUCCCUAAUAAUAUGGCCAUCCAUUCAAGAAGUGCUAAUGUUCGUCAGUAUAACCACGAUUUCAAUGGAUCAAGAAGCUACCUGAGCACAACAACACUGGUUAACAAAGGUCCCGCCACCGGAAACCUCUCUACCUCAACCUUCCCAUCCAAACACUCCCUUGUUUCCCAAGAUUCGAUAUCGCGUCUUCACGAUCGUGACGAUGUCGAGCUGUCCAAAGGAUGGCGCCGAUUUAUCUUCAAGUUCGUGCCUUUCCUCGCACUUCUUAACACGGGUCUGUACAUAACAUAUCUCGCCCUACGAAUCGUAUGUGUGAUUCUCGCACAGAAGAAGUUCAACGUCGUAUACCCUGGAGCCUGGAUCUUCCUAGGUGUCGAAAUCAUCGUGGCUAUCCCAUCGCAGAUGCAUAAUUUCUGGACCAUGUGGGCCUUGAAGAAGAGAAACAGGCCGCAAUUGAGAUUGAUGAGCGACGAGGUCCCAGGCGUCGAUGUUUUCGUCACUUGCUGCGGAGAAGAUGAUGACGUUGUCUUGGAUACUGUUCGUGCGGCUUGCGAUCUGGAUUAUCCUCGUGAUAGAUUCAGGGUGGUCGUUCUCGAUGACGGAAAGUCGGCCAGUCUGGAGGAAAUGAUUAAUCAGCUCGGAUACAUCUACUCGAACGUCUACUACUUGGCCCGAACAAAGGUCAAGGGAGUACCACAUCACUUCAAGGCCGGAAAUCUGAACUAUGGACUCGAGCAAUUGGAACUUAUGCCAGGUGGUGCAAAUGAGUUCAUGGCCGCCCUAGACGCUGAUAUGAUUCCCGAACCUUCAUGGCUACGAGCAAUUAUGCCACACAUGGUCAUGGACCCAAAACUCGCCCUGGCAUGCCCACCUCAAUUGUUCUACAACACUCCCAAAUCCGAUCCCUUGGCCCAAUCCCUGAACUUCUUCGUGCACGUAAUUGAACCCAUCAAGGACGCUCUAGGAGUCGCAUGGUGCACUGGAUCUGGCUAUGUCAUCCGUCGUCAAGCUCUUACGGAGAUCGGAAACUUCCCUCUUGGUUCUCUGGCUGAGGAUGUAGCAACCUCGACUCUCAUGCUCGGAUGUGGCUGGAAAACUGCCUAUAUUCACGAACCCCUUCAGUUCGGUACUGUUCCCGAGGAUUACGGUGGACAUCUCAAGCAACGUACUCGAUGGGCAAUUGGAACCAUUCAGACAGCAGUCAAGCUCAACUUCUGUCUCUGGGGCAAAGACGUCAAGAUGAUGUCUGGCGCCCAGCGCUUCUCAGGUGCUCUUUACGCUAUUCUCGGCAUGUUCACCAUCCUCGUUACGAUCUCUCUCUUCGCCAUCCCAGUUGUUCUCGUCUGGGGUAAACCCCUGAUCGCCUUCGCCGAUAUGGAACAACUCCGCUGGUUGAUCCGCACCUGCUUCGCUGCAUUCAUGUGUAACCGACUUUGCGAAUUUGCGCUCUUCUCCCCAGCUGGUUACCACACUGGACAACGAGACAGUCGUUACCAACUCUGGAUGUCACCAUAUAUCUCACUCUCGAUUAUCCGCUCUUUCAUCCUCCCAAAAUGGCUCGGCGGUUCAGUCGUAGCUUUCAAGCCUACCGGCUCCCUCGGCAAUGCACUGAACGAGCGUGAUGCCAAGAACAAGAAAUCCAUGCUCCGCCGCCUCUGGGCCAUCCUCAUCAACUAUAUGGCCAUCUUCCACUUCGUCUUCGUAUACUUCACUCUCGUCGCCGUGGUUCUCACCUCCUAUCGCGUAUUCUUCCCAGAAGGACAAUCCGUCCGCGACAUCUUCAUUGGACUCAUCACUCACGCUUUCUGGCCACCUCUCACCUUCCUCUUCUUGUGUUCUAGUCUGUGGACUCCGGUGUCCUAUGCGAUCGAUCCACCCAUGGUGCCGGAACGUGAGGAGUUACUGGUUAGAGACCAGAAGACCGGUGUUGCGCAUCCAACGAAGGAGAGUAAGAAGGUGGCUUUCGGAGGUCAGGCCGCGUGGUUCGAGUUCCUGUAUACCGGGAGCACGAUCUACACGGCGCUGGUUUUUGCGUAUAGUUUCUGGUUGUGAGGGAUGAACUGGGCUUGAACGAUCGUUUGAGUAUGCUGCGAGAGAUGAUCAGAUCUCUUCCGCACUGGCCUAGGACGAAGACAGAACCGCGACGAGAGGCAUUUGUGGGGAAGCAGUUCACUUGUGGAGAUGAGCAUUCCAUUGCAUGGGGGUAGAAGAAAGGAGAAGAGAGAAGAGGAGAAAUUCUUUCAGUACUGUUUGGGGAAUUUCGAUAAUGACGAGGUGUACUCUACUGUUUCUAAUGAUGGGCAUAGAUGGCUUGGCUUGGCUGCCUGGGUUUGCUUUGUUUUCGAGAUUUUUUCGAGAGUCUCUUUUUUUAUGUCGUUGGGAUAUUUGCUUUUUAGACGGGGGAAAGAUACGGAAGAUGGACAGGAGGAUGGUGUAAAUAUGCAAACUGAGACAAAGGACAAGUAAAUAUAGACAGGCAGACGUUGUACAAGGAGUUUGGGUGUGUUAGGAGAGUUUGGAAAGUAGAUGCAGAAUACGGAGAAGUUGGAGACGUGGGAGAGAUAAGAGAAAUCAACAAAAUAACUUCAAAAACUAUAUG
Cadophora gregata is the source of this 3503-nucleotide messenger RNA. RefSeq lists its product as uncharacterized. Bases 830 to 2956 code for a protein of 708 amino acids. NCBI's taxonomy places the organism in Eukaryota, Fungi, Ascomycota, Leotiomycetes, Helotiales, Ploettnerulaceae. The record is from RefSeq and is a predicted model, not a curated record. The transcript has 2 exons.